This is a messenger RNA of Hemicordylus capensis (graceful crag lizard), 2795 nucleotides long. RefSeq names its product cyclin L2 (gene CCNL2). Gene Ontology annotation, molecular function: cyclin-dependent protein serine/threonine kinase regulator activity. The record is from RefSeq and is a predicted model, not a curated record. The transcript is spliced from 11 exons. NCBI's taxonomy places the organism in Eukaryota, Metazoa, Chordata, Lepidosauria, Squamata, Cordylidae. Gene Ontology annotation, biological process: regulation of transcription by RNA polymerase II. The coding region runs from base 16 to 1770 and encodes 584 amino acids. Gene Ontology annotation, cellular component: nucleus.
CGCGGCGCGCGUCCAAUGGGAGCGCGCCGCUUCGCGCCGGCCAACCAAUGGGAGGGCGAGGCUGGCGCCCGGCGGAAGCGGAGGGGGCGGAGCGAGGGCGGCGGUCGGUGGUGUGUGAGGCGACGUCGUCCGGAGAAGAUGGCGGCGGCAGCAGCGGCGGCGGCGCUAAUGGCGGCUGCGGUCGGAGGAGGCCCCUUGGCGGCGGCAGUGGCGGGCUCCGGGGGCCCGGGCUCGUCGUCCUCGUCCUCCGGCGGCGCCUGCCCGGCGGCCCCCGCGCCUCCCCCGCCGCCCGGUGCGGUCCGCAUCGGCGACCGCCUCUACUCGGGGGUGCUGAUCACGCUGGAGAACUGCCUGCUCUCCGACGAGGCGCUGCGCUUCACCCCGUCCAUGGGCAGCGGCCUGGACGCCGAGACCGAGGCCCAGCUGCGCGUCACCGGCUGCGAGCUCAUCCAGGCCGCCGGCAUCCUGCUGCGGCUGCCUCAGGUGGCCAUGGCUACAGGGCAGGUGCUCUUCCAGCGUUUCUUCUAUACAAAAUCGUUUGUGAAACAUUCCAUGGAGCAUGUGUCGAUGGCCUGCAUUCAUCUGGCAUCCAAGAUUGAAGAAGCACCACGGCGUAUACGGGAUGUAAUUAACGUAUUCCACAGGCUUCGGUAUCUGAGAGAGAAAAAAAAGCCUGUCCCUCUAAUAUUGGAUCAAGAUUAUGUUAACUUGAAGAACCAAAUCAUAAAGGCCGAAAGGAGAGUGCUGAAGGAGCUCGGGUUCUGUGUCCACGUGAAGCAUCCUCACAAGAUAAUCGUUAUGUACCUUCAGGUAUUAGAAUGUGAACGUAACCAGCACCUGGUCCAGACCUCAUGGAACUACAUGAACGACAGCCUGCGGACAGAUGUCUUUGUCAGGUACCACCCUGAGAGCAUCGCCUGCGCCUGUAUCUACCUUGCUGCUAGGACCCUGGAGAUCCCUCUUCCAAAUCACCCCCACUGGUUUCUACUCUUUGGGGCAACAGAAGCGGAAAUCCAGGAGAUCUGCAUUAAAAUCUUGCAACUGUAUACUCGGAAAAAGGUUGACCUGGCAAUCCUCGAAGGCCGGGUGGAGAAGAAGAAACUGGCUAUCGAAGAGGCAAAAGCACACGCCAAGGGACUCAUCACAGACGGGACGCCCAACUUGGACACUGUCUCGGGGUUUUCUCCGGUCCCCAAAACUGAAUCUCCAAAAGAAACUAAAGGCACCAAGCCUUCUCCCCUCGCCGUGCAGGCGGUGAAGAACGCCCGGCGGAAGAUGGAAGGGGUAAAGCGGGUGAAAUCCAGCAGUCCCAUCAACGGUGUCCAGAAAGGCAGAGAGAGCAGGAGUCGGAGCGGCAGCCGAGACCAGAGUUAUUCCAGGUCCCCCUCCCGGUCGCCGUCUCCAAAACAGAGGAAGAGCGAGAGCUACUCCCCGUCGAGCGGCUCGAAGUCGCACAGCCGUUCGCGGAGCCGCAGCGACUCCCCGCCGCGCCAGUUCAACCACGCCGGCGCCGGCUACAAAGCCUCCAAGAUGCGGAGCUACAAGAAGGCCAAGGGCUACAAGUACGCCUCCCCCAAGCCGCGGAAAUCCCGGAGCCGGAGCUCCUCCCGCUCCCGGAGCCGUUCGCGGGAGCGCGCGGACCACUCGGGGAAGUACAAGAAGAAGAGCCACUACUACAGGGAUCAGAGGCCCGAGCGGCCGCACUCCUACGAAAGGCCCGGCCCCCGCUACGAGAGAGACCACCCCGGCCACAGCCGGCAUCGGAGGUGAGGGGCCCAAUUUCUCCCCCUCCAGGAUUCGUCAGGGCGCUGCUUUCUUCCCCGGUUGGAUUCCGACAGGGUAUGAACUUGACUCGGACAUCCGCUUCGACCCGUGCCCGGUUGGCACUGUUUCCCCCCCCGCCAAGGACGAAUACCGAAACGGGCUCCUUCUGUUUACUCGGGCCAUUUGAAGCCGCUGGGAGAACCGCCCGCCUCCCGGGCCUACCUCUCUUGUCCUCCACUCCAGGAGGAGCAGGGUUGUGUCCGGAGCACAGAUUCUGCGUAGAGACCUGCCUCGCCAGGCCAUUCCGAAUAUUCAAGCAUCCCCCUCCUCUCCUCUUCCAAAAGGGCCUUGGAUCCGGCAGCGUUGCUUGGUGCUAAUUCAGCAGCCCUCCGUCGCGGGCUUGAUCACGUUUGAGGGGUGUUUUUCCUGAAUUGUUGCCUAUAUUAGGCGGCCUUUUCUGUGGACGUCUGUGGUGGUGACGCAUUAUGGGAUGCCGGGAGGCCUUAACCCCUGAAAUUCCGCCCGCAAAGUGCAAAUACCUUGAGUCCGGGGGAGUUGGCAACCUGCGUGUUGGAUAUUGAGAACUUCAAAUUCCUCAGUUGAAGAGUCCUCAUUUCUCCCCCCUCCCCUCUUCUCCCCCUACAUCCUUUUUUUUUUUGCAUAAAAAAACAAUUCUGUGGAAAUGUGAAAAGUAUUUAGAUUCCAUGUGUUGGAAGUGGUCUAUUUUUAAAACAGUUGGAGGACCUGGUGCUGGCCACCGGCUCAGGACUGCGAUGCUUUCGUGUAAUAGAAGGUUUUAUGUGGUUUAGAUAAACUCUCUACUCAGGAUCUUUAAAAAGAAAAGAAAAGAGGGGGGGAAAACCCAUCUGAAAAAUGGAUAGCUUGUUCACUCUUUGCUUGCUUAAGAGACGGUGUUUAUAUUGAGAAAAAUGUGUACAGCCCAGCGAUAUCCGUUUUAGUGGUAUAUCUGAGCUGUUGUCCUGUUUCCCCCACCCCCCGAUUUCAUUAAAGUAUUUGAUUUUGUAUUUAAA